Molecule: messenger RNA, 2286 nt
Organism: Colius striatus (speckled mousebird)
Lineage: Eukaryota; Metazoa; Chordata; Aves; Coliiformes; Coliidae
Gene: C6H14orf39
Product: chromosome 6 C14orf39 homolog
Exons: 21
Coding region: 1-2286 (761 amino acids)
Biological process (GO): meiotic DNA double-strand break processing involved in reciprocal meiotic recombination; oogenesis; spermatogenesis
Cellular component (GO): central element
Source: RefSeq, a predicted model, not a curated record
AUGGAGGCGGCGCCGGGCUCCGCUCCGCGCUCCGCGCACCCGCGGCGAUGCCCGCCGCCGCCGCGCACCCCUCCCGCGGCGGGGAAGCGGGCACAGCGGCCCCGGCGGCCGCCCCUCACCCCGCUGCUGCCCGCUCCGCUGCCGGCGGAGCUGCGGCGGGAGGGACGCUGGAGGGCGGAGAGGCGAUGGGCAGCGGUCGGUGGCUCCGGCGACUGGGGGAGUCUUAAAUCCGUCUCCUGCUUCAGGAAUCUCAACAGGGAGGAAAAAACCUAUGGCAACGGGUCAAUAACACGCGUGGGACCCGGAGAGCGGAUAAAGCGAAUCACGAGCUGCAGCCUCUUGUGUUCGAGUUACAUCCCUGGGGGUGUGUGGGGUGUUAACCCGCCCAUCACCGUUCCCGCGGACGCCUCGUCUGCCCGUCCCCCGCCCGCCCGCGCGCUCUCCCCGGCAAACGGGUUUUCUGGGGGGCCCGUCUAUGCGCCCCGCCGGACGCUGCCUGUUGACCUGCUCGCAAAAUGGCCUCAGCCCCUUCUCCCGGCAGUUUACAGGAUGAGUGACAGGCUUUUGGGCAACUUAGACAAACUUCUGCUCGAGCUUGUUUUCCAGCUAGAACAAACCUCCUAUGCUAAGGAACAUGUGAAUCAACAGAUAAACUUGUACACCACAAAAAUCGCCGAGAAAAAGAACGAAAUCGCAAGGUUGGAGGAAAGCAUAAAUCUCAGCAAUGAUGCCAUUGCUGACUUGCACAAGCAAAAUGAGAGCAGCAGGGAGAACUACAAUGUCUGGAAGCCCACUUAUGUCAUUCUUAGCAAGCACGAAGAAUAUUUGAAAAAUGAAAUAGAAGCUUUACAAGAAGCUACAGAAAAUGAGAGGAAAAUGUAUCAGGAUACUAUAACCCAAUAUAAAGAGAUUUUGAAGGAACAUCGUGACAAAUACGCAGAAACUCCUCUUGCACAGGAGUAUUACAAAAAAAAGAAAGAAGUUGAAGAAAUCCAGAACAGAGUUUUGAAGCUGUCUGAAAAAUAUAAAUGGAAAGAAGAUUCUUGCUUGGAUACUAUGGAAUCUGUUCCUUUUAAAUGCCUGAAUGACUGGGCUAUACGGAUUGCUUCUCUGAGGCAAAAAACACAGGAGAUGUUAAAGCUUGCUGCAGUUGCCACACAAGAAUCCAUCGAACUACAAAAAGAAGCAGAGGAAUUAGAGAAGAAAAUCAAUUAUUUUAAAAAGACAUUUGAAGAAACUACAGAGGAUGAAAAUAAUUCCAAAAUGAUGGAAGGAAAAAAUCAGAAAAGUCUCGAGAAGCCAAAGGAGUUUAAAGAAAGGGUAUUUGAAGAGAUUGAACAUCCAUCUUUGCUAAAUGACAAACAUCAGCUGUAUAAACCGUUACACGUCCCAUGCAUUCCUCAGAAAUUAGUCCAGUCUAUGCAGAAUGUUAGAUUCUCAAUGCAAGGAACAGAAACAGGGAGACAAGAAAAACCUCUGGAACUUUCAGUGGCCAGUAGCAGUUCUUCUAGCCUUGCAGAAAAUUCAUCACAGAUGAUUGUUGACACUGAAGGUACUGAAAACCCACAGAUUGCCCAGGUUCCAUCAAUAACAAGCUUACAAAACCAAAUGCAAUUCAGGCUGGUAAUUCCUCCAAAGCAGACAAGUUCCAAGCAACAGUUUGAGAGUGACAAUGCACUAACAGCAAACCAAGAGGUCAAAUGUGGUGAUAAAGAAGCAGAAGAUGAGCCAAAGGAUUCUUCGUAUAUACCUCAAGACAUACAUCCACAUUUUAAGCCAAAUGAAGAUAGUCCUGACACAGAGGAAGAAAGUACGGAGCAGAUUUUAAGAGCACCUAAACCACCCGAGUUUGUAGGAACGCCUGACUCAAAGGGGAAGAAAACCCAGUUCUCUAAACCACCUCUAUUUGACUUCAUUCACAAUUUAAGUUGUGAAGAAGGAACAUCAAAAUCUCCCGCUUUCUUCUCGCACAUGAACUUCUCCCAGAAAUCACCUGGCUUUAAUUUAUUUGAUUCAUCUGAUGAGACAGAGGAAAGUUACUCUGUGGGAAACAUGAACCCUCUGUCCCCACACAAAGAUAUUGGAAGCUUGUUUGGGAAAUCAGAAAGCGAGGAUGCGUUUGUCUUUCCCUUCCCCUCGGAAUCAACUUCUCACUCCUUCGGAGAUGGAAAAGAUGACUUUAGUUUUCCAUUUGCAUUUGGACAGGAUCAGAGAUCAUCAGUGUCUCCUCCUGUGAAAGGUUUUCAUUCUUCUUUACAAAAUACAAAGCCAUUUACUUUCUUUUGA